AUGUCAGGCGUCACAAAUCAGGAGGAGGACAAGAAGCCCACCGAUCAGUCAGCCCACAUCAACCUCAAAGUCAAGGGCCAGGAUGGGAAUGAAGUGUUCUUCAGGAUCAAGAGAAGUACCCAACUGAAGAAGCUCAUGAAUGCUUACUGUGAUCGGCAGUCGGUGGAGUUCAAUUCUAUUGCUUUCUUGUUUGAUGGUCGUCGUCUUAGAGCUGAGCAGACUCCAGAUGAGUUGGAAAUGGAAGACGGGGAUGAAAUAGAUGCAAUGCUUCACCAAACUGGAGGUGCUUUUGCCUAG
Molecule: messenger RNA, 297 nt
Organism: Prunus armeniaca (apricot)
Lineage: Eukaryota; Viridiplantae; Streptophyta; Magnoliopsida; Rosales; Rosaceae
Source: the annotation of a GenBank genome assembly